This is a messenger RNA of Octodon degus (degu), 505 nucleotides long. RefSeq names its product calmodulin-like. The transcript has a single exon. Bases 8 to 457 code for a protein of 149 amino acids. NCBI's taxonomy places the organism in Eukaryota, Metazoa, Chordata, Mammalia, Rodentia, Octodontidae. The record is from RefSeq and is a predicted model, not a curated record. Gene Ontology annotation, molecular function: calcium ion binding.
UCGCACCAUGGCUGAUCAGCUGACUGAAGAGCAGAUUGCUGAAUUCAAGGAAGCUUUCUCCCUAUUUGAUAAAGAUGGUGAUGGCCCCAUCACAACAAAGGAAUUAGGAACUGUCCUGAAGUCACUGGGUCAAAACCCAACAGAAGCUGAGCUGCAGGAUAUGAUCAACGAAGUGGAUGCCGAGGGUAAUGGCACCACUGACUUCCCAGAAUUUUUAACUUUGAUGGCUAGAAAAAUGAAAGAUGCAGAUAGCGAAGACGAAAUCUGUGAGGCAUUCCGAGUCUUUGACAAGGACGGAAAUGCGUACAACAGUGCAGCGGAGCUCCGUCAUGUCAUGACAAACUUAGGAGAAAAGCUAAGAGAUGAAGAAGUAGAUGAAAUGAUCCGAGAAGCAGAUAUUGAUGGAGACGGACAAGUUAUCUAUGAAGAAUUCGUACAGAUGAUGACUGCAAAAUGAAGACCUACUUUCAACUACUCUUCCCCCCUCUAGAAGAAUCAAAUUGAA